UGUUGAGGUAUUUUGAUGCCCACGGUAUCACAGCAAGAACUGGCUCACACUGUAGUUAUGGAGCUUGAAGAGAUCCGCAAAACUGGGAUGAAAAAUUUCCGCAAUAUACAGGUGGAGGAUUCAAAUUUACUGACCUGGCAGGGACUCAUCGUUCCAGACAAUCCUCCAUAUGACAAGGGAGCUUUUCGGAUUGAAAUCAACUUCCCAGCAGAAUACCCAUUUAAACCCCCCAAGAUAACAUUUAAAACCAAAAUUUAUCAUCCGAAUAUCGAUGAGAAGGGCCAGGUAUGUCUGCCAGUGAUCAGCGCUGAAAACUGGAAACCAGCAACCAAAACUGACCAAGUCAUCCAGUCUCUCAUUGCCCUGGUCAACGACCCCCAACCAGAGCACCCAUUGCGUGCAGACCUAGCCGAAGAAUACUCAAAGGACCGUAAAAAAUUCUGUAAGAAUGCCGAAGAGUUUACAAAGAAAUAUGGCGAGAAGCGACCAGUGGACUAGAAACUUGGGGCUGAGCGCCAGUGGAAAACACCCACACUCUAUCACACACAAAAAUACAAAAAGCGCAACUGAAGAAUUGGAGUCAGUGAGUUCAGAAUCCCCUCCCUCAUCCAGCCACCCCUGAAAAUGCACACGAGACAGGACUCCAAUGGAACUGAGGCUCAGCGGCAGCCAGCAGCAUUGCUGCCUGUACAACAGUCAUCUAGAUAAACUUGUAAAGAGGUGGAUUAAAACGGAACAUGUAAAGUUGGAAAUACAGUUCUGCUCUCUGUGUUAAAAAAAAAAAAAAAAAAAAAAAAAAAAAGCACUGUAACAAAGAAUUCACUACUUAACCAUGAGUAGACACACAAUGUUUCUACAUUGCUUUUUCUUUUCCAAAUAUUCGUAAAGCCCCCUAUCUGUUUUGUUAGGGUUUUCAGUGUAUAGUCACACUUUCCCUUACCUCACGGUCUCCACUUUUUACACUGUCAUUGUUCCUUUAUGUAUGAUUUUAGUCUGAUAUCAGCCCCCUUGCCCUUCAGUGCCAGAGAGACCCGUUGCGCAAAUCCCUAGCACUGAAGGGAUCAUGCCACUUUGGCCCAUUUAAGGGAGGGUAUAGUUGAACAUUCGGCUCUUAGUUUUCCUUUCUUUCAAUGUUGCACUGUGCUUUGUGGGACUCGGUAAGUUCUCCUUCAGUUUGUAACAUAAAAACAAAAUAAAAGGAAAAAAAGCAAACUGUUGGAAAUGAGCCCAUUCUUCUGUAAAUCUGGCGGAUAUUGCGAUUAUGUUUAUUAAAGGGGGAAAAACAAA
Molecule: messenger RNA, 1287 nt
Organism: Xenopus tropicalis (tropical clawed frog)
Lineage: Eukaryota; Metazoa; Chordata; Amphibia; Anura; Pipidae
Gene: ube2l3
Product: ubiquitin conjugating enzyme E2 L3
Exons: 4
Coding region: 16-498 (160 amino acids)
Molecular function (GO): ubiquitin-like protein transferase activity; ligase activity; ubiquitin conjugating enzyme activity
Source: RefSeq, a predicted model, not a curated record